AUAAAUACAGCUUGACUCAGCCACUGUAUGACUGACUCCCCGGGAACAUGAGGUGGACACUGUUCAUUGGGGCCCUCAUUGGGUCCAGCAUCUGUGACCGAGAAAAAUUUUUUGGGGACCAAGUUUUUAGGAUUAAUGUCAGAAAUGGAGACGAGAUCAGCAAAUUGAGUCAACUAGUGAAUUCAAACAACUUGAAGCUCGAUGUCUGGCAAUCUCUCUCCACCUUCAAUCGGCCUGUGGAUGUCCUGGUCCCAUCUGUCAGUCUGCAGGCAGUUAAAUCCUUCCUGAGAUCCCAGGGCUUAGAGUAUGCAGUGGCAAUUGAGGACCUGCAGGCCCUUUUAGACAAUGAAGAUGAAGAAAUGCAACAGAAUGAAGGGCAAGAACGGCGCAGUAAUAACUUCAACUAUGGGGCUUACCAUUCCCUGAAAGCUAUUUACCACGAGAUGGACAACAUUGCCGCAGACUUUCCUGACCUGGUGAGGAGGGUGAAGAUUGGACAUUCGUUUGAAAACCGGCCGAUGUAUGUACUGAAGUUCAGCACUGGGGAAGGCGCGCGGCGGCCGGCCAUUUGGCUGAAUGCAGGCAUCCAUUCCCGAGAGUGGAUCUCCCAGGCCACUGCAAUCUGGACGGCAAGGAAGAUUGUAUCUGAUUACCAGAGGGAUCCAGCUAUCACCUCCAUCUUGGAAAAAAUGGAUAUUUUCUUGUUGCCUGUGGCCAAUCCUGAUGGAUAUGUGUAUACUCAAACUCAAAACCGAUUAUGGAGGAAGACGCGGUCCCUAAAUCCUGGAAGCUCCUGCGUUGGUGCUGACCCAAAUAGAAACUGGAACGCUAGUUUUGCAGGAAAGGGAGCCAGUGACAACCCUUGCUCCGAAGUGUACCAUGGACCCCAUGCCAAUUCAGAAGUGGAGGUGAAAUCGGUGGUAGAUUUCAUCCAAAAACAUGGGAAUUUCAAGUGCUUCAUCGACCUGCACAGCUACUCGCAGCUGCUGAUGUAUCCAUAUGGAUACUCAGCCAAAAAGGCCCCAGAUGCCAAGGAGCUGGACAAGGUGGCGAGGCGUGCGGCCAAAGCUCUGGCUUCUGUGUCGGGCACUGAGUACCAAGUGGGUCCCACCUGCACCACUGUCUAUCCAGCUAGUGGGAGCAGCAUCGACUGGGCGUAUGAUAAUGGCAUCAAAUUUGCAUUCACAUUUGAGUUGAGAGAUACCGGGACCUAUGGCUUCCUCCUGCCAGCUAACCAGAUCAUCCCCACUGCGGAGGAGACCUGGCUGGGGCUGAAGACCAUCAUGGAGCACGUGCGGGACAACCUUUACUAGGCGACGGCCCCGCUCUGUCUACAUUUAUUUGUACCCACAUGUGCACCCACUGAGGCCACCGUUAAAGGAGGCCAUUCCUUCCCGUGUGAGUCAGAGCCCUCUGGGUUUGUACAGCACACAGGCCUGCCCCUUUCCAGCCAGCUCCCUGGAGUCCUGUGUGCUGGCGGUGUCCCUGCAAGGAGUGGUUCUGCCAGCCUGCUCAAUUUUGGUCCCGCUGUUUUUGAUGAGCCUUUUGUCUGUCUCUCCUUCCACCCUGCUGGCUGGGCAGCUGCACUUAGCAUCACCCCUUCCUGGGCGGCAUGUCUCUCUCUACCUCAUUUUUAGAACCAAAGAAAAUCUGAGAUGAUUCUCUAGCCUCAUCCACAUCUAGCCAAGCCAAUGACCUUGCUCUGGUGGCACUGUGGGAGGCACUGCUUGUCUUCAGGUGGGUCUCAAAGAUGACAUAGAAUUUCCUUUAAUUUCUCUCAGUCUUCCUGGAAAAUAUUUUCCUUUGAGCAGCAAAUCUCACAGGGGUAUCAGUGAAGGUCUCUUCCCUCCCUCCUGUCCUUUUUUUUUUUUUUUUUUUGAGACAGUUUUGCUCUUGUUGCCCAGGCUGGAGUGCAAUGGCUC
This is a messenger RNA of Cercocebus atys (sooty mangabey), 1922 nucleotides long. RefSeq names its product carboxypeptidase A4 (gene CPA4). Bases 48 to 1313 code for a protein of 421 amino acids. The transcript is spliced from 11 exons. NCBI's taxonomy places the organism in Eukaryota, Metazoa, Chordata, Mammalia, Primates, Cercopithecidae. Gene Ontology annotation, biological process: proteolysis. Gene Ontology annotation, molecular function: zinc ion binding; metallocarboxypeptidase activity. The record is from RefSeq and is a predicted model, not a curated record.